Linum trigynum is the source of this 3368-nucleotide messenger RNA. NCBI's taxonomy places the organism in Eukaryota, Viridiplantae, Streptophyta, Magnoliopsida, Malpighiales, Linaceae. The record is from the annotation of a GenBank genome assembly.
CAGAAGCAAAAAGGAACUCAUUAGUGGGCCUGCCAAAUUCAUUUUGUUUUUCCUGUCUCGACAAUCCAUUAGUGGGCCUGACAAAAUUUUCAGCAAACAAAAGUAUAAUGGGCUUAACGAGCAACCAAAUUCUUUUAGCCCGCAGGAAGGACGGAUUCAUGGACCAGUAUAUAUAAUGGACCCCGACUACUAAAUCGUUUUUCUCCGUCUCCGAUCUCUUUCGUGUUCAUCAAUUUUUCCUCACGCCCUUUCAGAAGCCCUCUUGCGAUUUCAAUGGCGCCGCCGUCCGCAGCAGAAGAAUACGAUGCUACCAAAGACGAGAAGAAUCCACCGCCUUUGGAUGAAGACGACAUCGCCCUUCUCAAGACAUACGGUUUAGGGCCCUAUUCCAACAGCAUCAAGAAGGAGGAGAAGGAGAUCAAGGACUUGGCCAAGAAGAUCAACGAUCUGUGUGGUAUCAAGGAAUCGGACACUGGUUUGGCUACACCAAGCCAAUGGGAUCUGGUCUCUGACAAGCAGAUGAUGCAGGAGGAGCAACCUCUUCAAGUUGCCAGGUGCACCAAGAUUAUAAAUCCCAAUACAGAGGACGCAAAAUAUGUUAUAAAUGUCAAACAAAUUGCUAAGUUUGUUGUUGGGCUCGGUGACAAGGUCUCCCCUACAGAUAUUGAAGAGGGGAUGAGAGUGGGGGUUGAUCGUACCAAGUAUCAGAUCCAGAUUCCAUUGCCACCAAAAAUUGAUCCAAGUGUCACAAUGAUGACUGUGGAAGAAAAACCCGAUGUCACAUACAAUGAUGUCGGAGGUUGUAAAGAGCAAAUAGAAAAGAUGAGAGAAGUUGUUGAACUACCAAUGCUUCACCCUGAGAAAUUUGUGAAACUUGGAAUUGAUCCUCCCAAGGGUGUUCUAUGUUAUGGUCCUCCUGGAACUGGGAAAACCUUGUUGGCUAGAGCUGUGGCCAACCGAACAGAUGCAUGUUUCAUCCGUGUGAUUGGCAGUGAACUCGUUCAGAAAUAUGUUGGUGAAGGAGCUCGCAUGGUUCGUGAGCUUUUUCAGAUGGCUCGGUCAAAAAAGGCUUGCAUAGUUUUCUUUGAUGAGGUUGAUGCAAUUGGUGGUGCACGUUUUGAUGACGGUGUGGGUGGAGAUAAUGAAGUCCAACGCACAAUGCUUGAAAUUGUUAACCAGCUUGAUGGAUUUGACGCCCGUGGAAAUAUCAAAGUGCUGAUGGCAACAAACAGACCUGAUACCUUGGACCCGGCACUUCUACGUCCUGGAAGACUAGAUCGUAAGGUUGAGUUUGGACUGCCAGAUCUGGAGAGCAGAACUCAGAUUUUCAAGAUCCACACAAGGACAAUGAACUGUGAAAGAGACAUUCGCUUUGAACUCCUUGCACGCCUUUGCCCAAAUUCAACUGGAGCCGACAUCAGGAGCGUCUGUACUGAAGCCGGGAUGUAUGCUAUUAGAGCACGCAGGAAGACGGUGACGGAGAAGGACUUCCUCGAUGCCGUCAACAAGGUCAUCAAAGGAUAUCAGAAGUUCAGUGCCACGCCUAAGUACAUGGUCUACAACUGAGGCUUGAGGCUUGAGAUGUUGAUGCCGGUUUCUGUAAUUGUAGUUUCUAGUCAAUGAUAUCAAUGCAAAUUUGCUUGACAAACUAGUACUUGUGCAUGCUCCUGCCCUCGUGUUUGUGCACUGCUCUGGUCGAAACUUGAAGUUUGUUUAUGUAACCAGCUAAACUCUUUACUUCUUCUGAACUGGAGAACUGCAAUGAGGACGACCUCUAUAUUUGCUGGGCAGCUUGUUUAUCAUACCCCCACCUCUUCCCAUUUAAUUUUUUAGUCAAAGUGGAUUCUUUUUCUUGCAUUUUAUCAAAUUCAAAUCAGCACUCCUAGACCCUAGUCACUUUAAAAUCUACAAAUUAUUUAAAAGAAAAUCAUUAACAACAUUGUUGAUUAUGGGUGUGUAUUUUAAUAUUAUGUAUUUGAAAUACAAGUGUAUUUGAAAUACGUGUAAUUCAAAUUGGAUACUCAUUCAUAAUGUUGGUAUUUAGAUCUUAGAUUUUUUUUUUAUUUUAAAAUUUAUUUUUACUUACAAUUCAGUACUGUACAUAAAUUUUGGUGGUAAAAUUAUGUUUUGGUACCUUUAUAUGUUUUGCCUCGGCACCUAAACUUUUAAAUUCUACUAAUAGAGAAAUAUCAAAUCACUAGUUGUUGAAAUGUAUAUGAAUUUAUGAGGCAGCUUAAUGGCAUACUCACUCACUCUCCCCGAGCUGCUAAUCGUGAUCGACGACGGAUCUCUCUAGUCUAUCAUAAUAAUAAUUCAUUUCCAUGGCCGUCAACGAGACAAGUCUCACAACAGGGCCGCCGGGUAGUUAGCAUAGUGAACUGUCAUGGUUGACGGUGGCAGUACUGUCACAGGACAGGAGCCGUGCAAAUUUCUACAUGGUUAUGGUACGGGAUCUGAAGAACUUUCAAACUUAUAAUUUUCUUCUUGACAUUUAACACUCGUCUUAAUUUGUCGAAGUCCGAAAGAUGUUAAAAGAGAGAAUAGUCAGAGAGAAAGAAAAAAAACCUACCUCAAAGGCUCAAACUCCCUUACCCCAUUUUUUUGGGCCACACUCAACCCAAAUUUUUUUCAUUUGGGUCUCCAUUAAACUCAUAGUAUUGGAAGUCAGAAAAGAAAUUGGCUACUCGAUUAUAAUACAAUUAUUGUCUUAAUUUUUUUGAAACGAAUAGAAAUGUGGAAACACAUGCAUUAAAGGUGUAUAAUUGGUUUGAAGAUAGUUAAUAAAAUGUUGGGAAUUGUUUGUUGUGUAUACAGUUAUUUAGACCCAAAUAAAUUGAACCAAAUAGUAUCCAACCCAAAACUAUUAAGAGUGCAUAUGAAUUCAUUUAGAUCCGAUCCAAUACUCAUGAGUCAUGAUAAUUGAAUCAAAUUACCCUGUAUGUAGACCCAUUGUCAUCGUAUCAACAAUAUGGUACAGUUAUCUAGUCCUAACAUAAUACAACAUGCAUAAAGAAGGUAUUGUCCUAAAAAUGUAUCAAAAUGAAUUUUCAUAUUGGACCACAAUUACUAUGAUUUCAUUGUUAAAAUUUUUUGCAAACCGAAUUAAAAGGGAGGAGAAUACACUUUAUUAAUCAAGAAGGGACUAGUAUUUAUUCAUUUAGAUCCGAUACAAUACUCAUGAGUCAUGAUAAUUGAAUCAAAUUACCCUGUAUGUAGACCCAUUGUCAUCGUAUCAACAAUAUGGUACAGUUAUCUAGUCCUAACAUAGUAUCAACAAUAUGGUACAGUUAUCUAGUCCUAACAUAAUACAACAUGCAUAAAGAAGGUAUUGUCCUAAAAAUGUAUCAAAAUGAAUUUUCAUAUUGGAC